CUCGAUAGUAACGUUGGUUUUGCUUUGUUUCACAGAACUAAUAUACGGCGUCCUUUGCAUGAUUAUGCUUGUGUGUCAUUUUUUGCUUGUUUGUUUAUCUGCAAUCGUAUUGUUCUUCCCUUCAGCUAUGAUAAAGACACAUUUCUUUCCAUUAGUUGCCUGGGUUGCGUUUUUAUAUGUUCAGACUGAUUGUUGGCUCUUCAACUGAUAGUCGUUUCACUUUCUCUCUGAAUGCUGAGGUGACCUAAGAUAAGCCUUUUGAGGAACUUUGUCGGUUGUGAUGCCAAUGCUACAGGUCUUUAGUUAUUAUUCUCUCUUGGAUUUGUCUUCUCUGGGAAAAUGCAACUAAGCAGGAUGUCAAAGUGAUGGCAUGUUUUCCAGGUUUUGGGCUCAAAUUGUAGAUGUACUGUAGGUACUGAGUGAGUUGAUGGCCCAGUUUCAAUGUCUAAAGAAUACUUAUGCAUGCUUAUGAUUUUUUUUUAUUGAUGUAUUAAUUUAUUGGUUUUCCCUGUAAUAAAAUUUGAUUUGAUUUGAAAAUAGUUAACAGAAGCCUGCCAGGUGUUUAAAUAUAUAAUAACUAAAGCCAGAUAUUAAAAUUCUAAAUAUUUAAAUGUCUAAAUCCAGAUAUUUAUCAUAACUGCACUUUUUUUUCAUAAUUGAGUGACUGAACACCGAGAACAGAAUCAUGAAGGUGUUGAACAAGCAGGAGCUGCAAAAAGCUGAGGAAGCACUCAGACUCUACUUUCCUGAGUCACAAGAGGUGUAUGGAUAUGUUUGUCGUAUUAAUCGAGUAGACGUUGAUCCCACAGAUGUGCUGGUGGACCAGUGGCCAGAUUUCCGUGUGCUGCUUGUUAAACCGGGACAGCAGCAGGAUCCAGACUUGAUAAAAGAUGUGUGCAUUUUUACCAAGGACAAAUCAUGUCUCAUGAACGUACUAACCAGGACAGACGUUCUUGACUGGAAGCAGGACAUGAUUUUAAGUGUUGACCUGCAGCAUGAGGCAAUGAUAAAGGCUGUAGCAGCGAACAAAAGUGUACCAAUUAAUAAAACAGAUGUCGGACACUUGAUGAGAUUGCAGGAUCAUUCUAAGCUUAAAGCGGAGAGGUUAUCCUUUCAAGUGUCAUCAGUUAAGGAGUCUCACGCUGCCUUGAUCAACAGCAAAUGGGAGGUGGGCAUGGGUGAACGCACUGAGCCCCUGAUCAGGAACAUGAUCAGGAACUUCCCUUCGUGUUGUGUGCUGGAUUCAGAGGGUUGGCCGGUGUCGUGGCUCUUGAGUUACCCUUCCUGUGCGAUGGGACCAAUUUACACUCUGCCGGAGCACAGACAGAAAGGCUACGCCAAAGCCCUGGUCACCAUAUUGGCAAAGAAACUACAUUCAGAUGGCUACCCGGUCUACUGCUUCAUUAAGUUGGAGAACCAACCAUCGUACAGGCUCUUUACCAGUUUAGGCUUCACCAGGGAAUGCUUGCAGGGAAUGCCUUAUAGGAAUGCUUGGCUUUAUUUUAAUCAGGUAUCUAUGACUCCAUAAUUACUUUUAAAAUAAGGUACAUUCCUGUCAUGAUUGUACAAUUGAAGGUGGCGUUCAGCACACAUUCAUCCAAUAUCUUAUCCAUUUGUAACCCUGUGACUGGUUGGCUCUCCAGUUCCCCUUUUUCGUUUU
Tachysurus vachellii is the source of this 1660-nucleotide messenger RNA. RefSeq names its product glycine N-acyltransferase-like protein 3. Gene Ontology annotation, molecular function: glycine N-acyltransferase activity. Bases 686 to 1528 code for a protein of 280 amino acids. The record is from RefSeq and is a predicted model, not a curated record. Gene Ontology annotation, cellular component: mitochondrion. Lineage: Eukaryota; Metazoa; Chordata; Actinopteri; Siluriformes; Bagridae. The transcript is spliced from 5 exons.